GGACACAGAAGCCGGAAGUGAAGCGGUGCGUGGUUGUGAAUCCUCGUCUGGUCCGGUCGGUUCUGGGCUCCCAGGGUCCGGCAGGAGGUCGAGGUUGAAGCUUGGACUCAGUCAUGCGGCCGGACGGUGCGUUCACGGUCCUGCUCCUGAUCAGCUCAGUGACAGCUCUGACUGUUCCGCCUCCGACCGCCGUGACCGUGAGCUGCAGGAAUCUGAGAGUAUUGCUGAACUGGGAGUUCAGCGACCAGCAGCCACCCACCAGCUUCAGAGUGGAAACACAAAGCUCCGAUGGGAUCCUUAAGAAUGAAACCACAGAGCACCAGUAUGAUCUGACUGGGUUCAUCUGGGAGUCUCAGAAUCACUACAUGGGUUUCCACUCAGUGAGAGUAACAGCUCUACAGAGGGGGGGGGAGUCCCAACCGGUCCAGUCUGAGACCUUCACCUUCAACAAGUGGAAGACGGCCGAUAAACACUGUUUGUUGGACUUCCCGCCGGUCGAGGUCGUGGCCGGCGACUCUGGAAACAUCGUCAGCUUCCCGAAUCCCUUCCACUUCUACACAGAACUGAAACAGGACGAGAAGGGAGGGGCCUUAUUUGAACUCAACAUCUCCUCAGAUCAGGGUAACUACUACACCUUCAAGUGCAGGCAGACAGAGAGCGUGUGCAGGUACGACCUCCCGCCCAGCGAGGAUACGUGCGUCCGGGUGGGGGGGUGGCUGGCCGCCGGCGUGGAGAAGGUGGAGUUCAACCAGACCGAGCUCAUCUGCCCCAGUAAAACCAGCGACGCCCACGUCUUCACGUUCGUCUUCCUGCUGAUCGCCCUCGUCCUCAUCAUCAGUGGGUUAACAGUCUCCAUCUACAAAGUGAAAGCCUGGACACUGAAGACACAGCAGGAAUCGGAGGAGACGCAAGCUCUGAACUUCCAGCCAAACAACGAAGACCCACAGUUGUUGAGAGAGGUUGAAGAAGUGUUCAGCCCGGUGAUGGUCAUCGAAUCCAGCAGCUGCUCGGAGGUCAGCUCGGAGGACUGCGGCGCCUGCUUCAUGGAGGAAGGAUGGCUAGAGAGAGGGGAGCUGGAGGAGCCUGAAGACCAGGAGCCUGAAGACCAGGAGCCUGAAGCUGUGGGGAAUUAUGACCACGGCCACGUCCACUUAGAUGUGCGGGUGGACUUAGGGGACGGAGACCUAGCCGAUGCUUACAGAGAGGGAUAGAACAAACUGUCAGAGGUUUGGGACUGAAGUUGGUUUGAUGACUGUUUUAAUAACCAGUGACCCAGGAUGGUCCAAACCAGGCCGAGAGACACCGGAGGACAGCUGGAGGUGGAAGGUGUGUCCCCCCCCCCUUCUUUUUGCACCGUCACCGAACCCUACGUUUUUAACAUGUCAUGUUUACGAGUGUGGCCGGUUUGUCUUGUGGCUGUUUACUGUGGAGAGCACCCACCUGGGGGGGGGGGGGGGACCAGGACUCCAGCUGAUCCGUCAACACGGAGACGAUUAGACAGACGUUGACACAACCCUCAAGCGUGGUUUCAUUUGCCCUAAUUUAAUUCGCGUCUCAGGUUUCGUCUCAGGCAGCAUCGUCCCACAUCUAAAACCUUUUUAUUAUGACACUUAUUGCACACGUGGUGCCUGUGUGUGAGGGGGGGGGGGGGGGGUGUCCAGAGCAAGCUUUUAAAACCUCAUUUUUCUCAGGAGCUAGUUAAAUAAAACUGACAUUAAACCGAGCACCUCACCCAUCCUGGACUUUGAGUUCUGCAGGAGUCAUAAACUCCACAGUGUGACCUGAUCAACAGUCCCUGAAGAUCAUGUGCUUCUCUUUUGUUGAGAACUUUAACGUUCUUAUUGUUUUUAAUAUGUGCAUCAUCGCUUGUUUUUAUGAAUUCAUUGAUCUAAAUUAAUUAAUUUUAAAAUGUGAAAUUUGUUUCGUGGUCUAAUAAAUUUGGUAUCUUUUUUUUAUUAAACACAUUGAUAGAU
Pleuronectes platessa (European plaice) is the source of this 1973-nucleotide messenger RNA. RefSeq names its product interferon gamma receptor 1 (gene ifngr1). The record is from RefSeq and is a predicted model, not a curated record. Lineage: Eukaryota; Metazoa; Chordata; Actinopteri; Pleuronectiformes; Pleuronectidae. The transcript is spliced from 7 exons. Gene Ontology annotation, molecular function: protein binding. The coding region runs from base 114 to 1211 and encodes 365 amino acids.